Pollicipes pollicipes is the source of this 3648-nucleotide messenger RNA. RefSeq names its product cilia- and flagella-associated protein 58. NCBI's taxonomy places the organism in Eukaryota, Metazoa, Arthropoda, Thecostraca, Pollicipedomorpha, Pollicipedidae. The coding region runs from base 251 to 3127 and encodes 958 amino acids. The record is from RefSeq and is a predicted model, not a curated record. Gene Ontology annotation, cellular component: cytoskeleton. The transcript has 19 exons.
UGCGCGUUGGGGGGUUGCACACAUUUGAAUCAUUUAAUACUCGUUAUUCAUAGGCAUUCUGUGUAAUAUUCCAGUAGUGUUGCGGCAAGGGCGGCUGAAGCAAAAAUUUUAGCCUACGACAUCCAUAUCGAGACAUGGGUAUGCCGACGUAGGGGUGCGAGAUACCUACUGACAAGUAUUUCGGGAAGUGCUUUUAGGAUUUUACGAACCUUUGAUAAGUGGGGGCGACGUUUGUAUUUUCGGGAGCAGCAUGGAGGCCGAUGAGGAAACGGUGGCCUCUGCUCAGACGGGCUCGGAGGAGGGAAGUGAGACCAUUGCCGACGGGGAGGAAGAAGCUGGUGAGGAGGGGGACGAACAAACCCUGCCCGCCUCUCAGAAGACUAGCCAGAUCACAGCGGGUCAGACUGACAGCACCCACGACCGAGACGAUCGGGAAGGUGACGAAGAUGAAGAGGAUGACGAGGAAUAUUCGGAUGAAGAGAUCAUGGACAUCGACCUCAAUUUUGAAGACAUGGAGCUGGAGUUCCAGGGGGUGCUGGAGGAGCUAUCGCAGGACCCGACACUGGCCCGCUUCCGCAUGGAGUACGCCAAGCUGCACACGGCGCUGCAGCGCUCACACCACAACGAGCGUCGCCUCAUGGACAAAUGUCGCGAGCUGCAGGCCGAGAUCGCCUCGCACUCGGCCGAGGUGGCCACCGCGCUCAAGCUCGCCUCCGAGGACAAGCAGACCAUCGAUGCCCUCAAGAGGGAGGUAGAAAAGGCGUGGAAGAUGGUGGAUCUCGCCCACGAGCGCGAGCAGGAGUCCAAGGAGACGAUGGAGGCGCUGCAGACCGAGAUCACCCGGCUGCACGAGGUGGCCGGCCAGGGCGACGAGGCGGCCGCCGGCAAACAGGACGCGGUAGCGGAGCUGAUCAGCGCCCGGGACGACCUGCUGAAGGAGCGGGACGGCCUGCUGCAGGACGUUACCCAGCUGAGAACGCAGCUGGACGAGGCCUCGGCCAAACAGGAGGCCGUCGAGAAACUCCAUCAGGAGGCUGAGGCCAAGUUGGAAGCCAUGACCCAGGAGAUGCAGGUUCAACGGGGUGAUAUGCAACGCGAGAUCAGACGAAAAGAUCGUGCAGAGCGAGAUCUUAGGAACGCCAAGUCCGAUAUAGACGCAAAGGAGGCUGAGAUGAAGAUUGUACAGGGCCAACUUGAACAGUACCAGGAGCAGUUGAGCAGAUCUGAAGUGGUUCUGAAGGAGCAAAAGGUGGGUGCCUCGCCUAUCGUCCAUCUCGACUUUGAACGAGAAGCCAUCAAGGAGACGGAGGUGAUGACUUCACGCUGCCAGAAACUACAGCAAGACUACGAAGCACAGCUGAUCACUGUCGAUCAACUUGCGCAAGAAAACCAGCACAAAGUUUCAGAACUGAAGGCUCGCGACGAGGAGAUGGCCGCGCUUCGCCAGGACGUGUCGCGCCUGAUGAAGCUGCGCGACAGCCUGCAGCGCAAGCUGCGGACCACCGAGGAGCAGAAGGCGGGCGUGCAGGCUGACCAGGAGGCCGUCACGGUCGCGCUGCAUCGGCUGGAGCGCGACCUGGAGACCAACGCCCGCCAGAUGGAGGCCGACAAGAAGGCCAUGGAUGACCUGCGGUACGAGCGUGAACUGCUCAAGAAGGGUCUGCUCAAAGCGCAAGACGUUUCCCUGAAGCAGCAAAACCUUAUGAAGCUUCACGAUCAGGCAAGGAAGACGCUCGAGGCGGAGACAAGCGCCUUGAAACGGUCAUCCACGAAGCAGAAGUUUGUCAUUUCCCAACUGGAAAAGGAGCGCGACAAGUAUAUUUCUGAGUCGGCGGCGCUGACGCAGAAGGUGCUCGUGCUCAUGGAGGAAAUCAAGAUUAAGGAACUGGAGAUGUUCGACUACAAGAAGAAGAUGUCUGAGGCCGAGUCCAAGCUAAAGCAGCAGCAGAGCUUGUACGAGGCGGUGCGGAGUGACAGGAACCUCUACAGCAAAAACCUGAUUGAAUCUCAGGAUGAGGUGUUAGAAAUGAACAAGAAGCUGAAAAUGGUCAACCAUCAAAUAUACCAGCUGAAGGAAGAAACGAACACACGGGAGGCAUUGCUCAUCAAGGAACAAAACGAUCUCCGCCGCGCAACUAAAGAGAAGGAGAACCUUUUGCUGGAUCUGGAGGACCUACGGGCGCAGGCCGCCGCGAUGAAGAAGAGGAUCGCUGAGUUUGAAGCAGAGCACCUGAAACUGAACAAGGUGAUUUCAGACGGCGAGGCGGAGCGAAACAAGCAGCGCAAGGACAUGAACCAGGUGACGACCGAGCGCGACAUCCUGGGCACGCAGCUGGUGCGGCGCAACGACGAGCUGGCGCUGCUGUACGAGAAGAUCCGCAUUCAGGAGAGCACGCUCAGCAAGGGCGAACAGCAGUACCGCGAGCGCAUCCGCGACAUCGGCCUGCUCAAGCUGGAGAUCAGGAAGCUGAGACGGGAGAAGGGUCUGCUGAGCCGCAGCGUGCACAACCUGGAGGACAUGCGGCGCGAGAUGUACCACAUGCACCGAGCGCUGCUCAAGGAGCGCUCCAAGUGCAAGUCGCUGGAGAACGAGCUGCAGAACCCGCAGAACGUGCAUCGCUGGCGGCGGCUCGAGGGGAACGACCCGAACACGUACGAGAUGAUACUGAAGAUCCAGACACUGCAGCGGAGGCUGAUCAUGAAGACUGAAGAUGCUACCAGGAAGGAGCUGGAGAUCCAAGAGAAGGAGAAGCUGUACCUGGAGCUGAAGCAGGUGCUGGCGCGUCAGCCGGGACCGGAGAUGGCCGAGCAGCUCAUGCUCUGCCAGGGCUCGCUCCGACAGAAGACCAGACAGAUGAAGAGCCUUGUUUCUGAGCUUAAUAUGUACGAAUCCCAGAUGCAAGAGUACAAGUUAGACGUGGAUAGGUUGACCGAGGAUCUCAAAGAAGUGAAGAAACGUUACAUCACACAGAAGCGCCAGGAGAGCCGACUGCGGACCCAGCUGCAGGAGUCCCAGACCAAGCUGGCGUCGCCCAGCCGGUUCCCGCCGGUGGGCGGCGGCCGCCAGCAGCCCCCUCUCGGCGGCGGCUUCAAGCUGGCGCCGAUCAGUGUGCCCGACAGCACAUAGAGGGCGCUGGGAGGCUGCGGUUCGCCAGCUGGCGCGGCAGUGCGUCUCGCUUGGAUUUGCGACGCCGCUGGCGCAGUGGGCCGGCAUGGCGUCGGUCGUGCGCGUCUGGUCGGUCAAAUUGUCUGCGGAUAGAAAUUACAGGCAGCCGCUGGAGUCCUGGCCGCGCUUGGGACGCGGGCGGCCCCUCGAUCUCUGUCAAUCACGCGAUAUGAAGGGCGCGUGUCGCUGGUAUGGACCGUCCGUCCGUGUGAUGUUGAACGAGGCAGCCGAGCCGAUCCGGGCGCCGUGCUGGGCUUUCAAUAACCAGUUUGGUUUGUGUGUUUGUAAGACGUCUGAUAAGGAUCCAGGGGUGAUAUGGCUUGCACGUACCGUGGUCUGUAGUUCGAUUAUGUCAAAUUGUGUCCACUGUCGUGGUGGUGAACGAUACAUACGAGUAGUUGUAGGCGUGGUGAGGCAGGCAACGUUUGGAAGAUUUUUGAUGACCAGAAUUGACGUUUUAUAAUAAGCAUCUGUACACUUUA